AUGUCCUACCUCUACAACGCCCUAUCCUCCAUCCCCGCAAACAUCUUUGGCUCUUCGACACCACCACCACGUGCCCGUACUCGCCGCCGCAUGCCGUCGAAACGCAGAGCCAGAGGCGAUGUGGGCGGGCGUGCUGCUAAGAUUGCACGGUAUGAUGGGUCGGGUGGGGAUUAUGUAACGGCGGAGUAUGAGACUCUGGAUGAGGAGGGGAAGGUGGGCCAAUGGGAGAGCGUUUGGGUGUCUGGGGAGGAGGAGAUGAUGGAUGAGGGUUGGGAGGAUAGGGGGGAGAUGUGGGAUUAUGCGGAGGAUGGGGAGGGAGAUGAAGACGAAGAGGAAGAGGAAGGAGAGGAAGAAGAAAAAGAAAACAAACAUACCUCCCCAACCAACCCCCCCAUCAUCCUCCUCUCCUCGCCCUCGCCCUCGCCCUCCUCCAUCGAGAAUAGAGAACCCACCCCAACCCCUCCCGCCCCCACCCCAUCUACCCUCCGCGCCGCCGCAAAAAAAACAUACACCAAAGCGCGCCGCCUACUCCAGGAAAUGCCGCCAGGAAGUCGAGCAGAUAAAGUGGCGGAACUGCUGCGCGAGGUGAAGAGGGAUUUGGAGCGGGGGGGUGGUUUGGAUUCCGACGAAAUCGACGAGUUUGAAUUCGACGAGUCCAACGAGUACGGCAAUGACGAUGACGCCGAUGAUGAUAAGCCAAAAAAGGGUUCCAUACCGACACACACAUCCCAAGAAGCACCACAAGGAGGGAAAAAAGCGGCCAAGACAGUGGCAUUUGCCGCCACAGGGAGGUGA
Messenger RNA from Plenodomus lingam JN3, 795 nucleotides. The record is from RefSeq and is a predicted model, not a curated record. Lineage: Eukaryota; Fungi; Ascomycota; Dothideomycetes; Pleosporales; Leptosphaeriaceae.